CAAGCUCACAACCUGGCCAGUGUAGGCAGUACUCCUUCACUUGAUCAAGCUCUAGCUCCUAGCCUCCUACGUACCCCCUGUCAUGUCAAGCUUCAACCACGCCAACGACACCGCCCAGGGCAACGCCUCUCCCCCGUCUGCGGCUGCUACACCUACGCUCGGAGUUGGACCCCUUCCGCUAGACGCCGGCGAGUUCCGGCGUCAGGGACGUCAAGUUGUGGACUUCAUCGCCGACUACUACGACCGCAUAGACGAGUACCCCGUCCGCCCGGCCGUCGCUCCCGGGUUCCUAGCCCGACAGCUUCCCGACACGGCGCCAGCAUGGCCGGAGCCCGACGCUCUCGCCUCGGCGCUGCGCGACGUCCGCGAACUCAUCCUUCCCGGCGUCACCCACUGGCAGAGCCCCCGUCAUUUCGCGCAUUUCGCGGCCACGGCCAGCAACGUGGGCGCGCUCGGCGAGGCCCUCGCUGCGGGCCUCAACAUCAACCCUUUCACGUGGGCCGCCUCGCCGGCGGCCACCGAGCUCGAGGUCGUCGUCACGGACUGGCUCGGCAAGGCGCUGCACCUCCCGGAGCAGCUGCUCUUCUGCGGCGGCGGAGGCGGCACGUUGCUGGGGACCUCGUGCGAGGCCAUGCUCUGCGCCAUCGUCGCCGCGAGGGACCGGAAGCUCGCCGAGGUGGGAGGCGAGGAGAGGAUGGGCGACCUCGUCGUCUACUGCUCCGACCAGACCCACUUUUCGUUCAAGAAAGCCGCGCACGUCGCCGGCAUUCGUCGGGCGAACUGCCGGGAGAUACCGACGUGCCGGGAGAACGGCUUCACGCUAUCGCCGGCGGCGCUGCGGGCCGCCGUGCGCGCCGACGAGGCUGCGGGGAGAGUCCCACUAUUCCUGUGCGCGACGGUGGGAACCACGCCCACAGCGGCGGUCGACCCUCUCCGCGAGCUGUGCGCCGCUGUGGCGGGGCACGGCGUGUGGGUGCACGUGGACGCGGCCUACGCCGGCGCCGCGUGCAUUUGCCCGGAGUUCAGCCACAUCGCCGCGGGCGCUGAGGCCGUGGACUCGUUCAGCACGAACCCGCACAAGUGGCUCCUGGCCAACAUGGACUGCUGCGCGCUGUGGGUGCGUAGCCCGUCGGCGCUCGUGGCGGCGCUCGGCACCGACGCCGACGUGAUCCUCAAGGACGCGUCUGCGUCGGACGUCGUGGACUACAAGGACUGGCAGGUGGCGCUGAGCCGCCGGUUCCGCGCGCUGAAGCUGUGGCUCGUGCUCCGCUGCCACGGUGUGGAGGGCCUCCGGGGCUUCGUGCGCGCCCACGUGCGCAUGGCCGCGGCCUUCGAGGGCAUGGUGCGCGCCGACGCGCGGUUCGAGGUGCCCGUGCCGGCGCGGUUCGGGCUAGUGUGCUUCCGCCUCCGCCCCGCUGCCGAUGACGGUACGGCCGAGGCCACGAACGAGCUCAACCGUAGGCUGCUGGAGACGGUGAACGCGACGGGGCGCGCGUACAUGAGCUGCGCGGUGGUGGGCGGCAUGUACUUGCUGCGGUGCGCCGUCGGGAACUCGCUCACGGAGGAGCGGCACGUCCGGGAGGCGUGGAGCGUCGUGCAGCAGCAAGCCGACGCCGUGCUGGCCCUGGCGGCCGCCGGCACCGCUGCAACUUCGAAGGAGCGUACGGUUCAGGAAGCCCGACGCAUGGAGACCACCGUGCAUGAAAAAUGGCGUUCACCGCCGCACACUGCGUACCACGUGAUUCGUUCUUAUCGCGUUGGCUUUCCUCUUGGGUAAAUAAAAUAAUCUUGCUAAGUUUCAGCUCACUUCGUUAA
Molecule: messenger RNA, 1815 nt
Organism: Hordeum vulgare subsp. vulgare (domesticated barley)
Lineage: Eukaryota; Viridiplantae; Streptophyta; Magnoliopsida; Poales; Poaceae
Product: tyrosine decarboxylase-like
Exons: 1
Coding region: 83-1777 (564 amino acids)
Biological process (GO): amino acid metabolic process
Molecular function (GO): carboxy-lyase activity; pyridoxal phosphate binding
Source: RefSeq, a predicted model, not a curated record